Scleropages formosus (Asian bonytongue) is the source of this 1752-nucleotide messenger RNA. RefSeq lists its product as uncharacterized. The record is from RefSeq and is a predicted model, not a curated record. The coding region runs from base 276 to 1451 and encodes 391 amino acids. The transcript has 8 exons. NCBI's taxonomy places the organism in Eukaryota, Metazoa, Chordata, Actinopteri, Osteoglossiformes, Osteoglossidae.
UUAAAAGUUUCCGCGAAAGCGGACGUUGUGUACUGCUAAUUGUUGGUGAUUAAAAGCAACGGUUGUUGUGUCAGUUUAAAAUAUCGCAUAGUGAUUUACGCUUUUUAAAAAUGUAUUAUUCAUUUUAUUUGCACCAAGAUAUGUUUUAAUUGUCUCAUUUUUGCGAAGUGGGUUAUGAUCAGGCACGACACGACGAGAACGCCGGAGGUUCGCGCAGGUCCAGUGGGCCAGGAGCAGGAUCAUUAACACUCAGCUGUUUUGCGGGAGAACCGACGAUGAAUACCCCCCUUAAGUCCUUCAACUCUCCGGAUCGCCUCUGUACUCCUCAGAAGAGCCUUGGCUUCCUGAAGGGCCGAAAACCCCGAAGAGUGCCGCUCUCUAAGGAGAAUAAUAUGGACACGGCAGCGCAGGACUCACGAACCCGGCGACGUUCUCAGUCCAUAACACCACUGAUUUCGAAGGCCCAUGACAAUUUAAUGUCGAAUUUAGACGCCAAUAAUAGCGGGUUGUCUGAGAAGGCUGUCAGUCCCAAUCUUGCCAUGUUAAAACUGACACCAGGUCCCAGUCUACAAGAGCGGCAGAAGCUGCUGCAGGAGAAGCACCAGAGAGCGAAGGAAAGUGUGGACAGUUUGGCAGUGGGAGGGGGCGUCAGUCUAUGGCCUGAAAUGAACAGCAUGCGACUCUCUGCCAAGGAGGGCAUGGUUCUGAGUUUCUCCUGCAUGGCCGUGACCCUUUCUGCAUCCCUCCUCUUCAGAUACUUACAUGGAUCCCUGCUGCACAGCAUACAACUCUACACGGCAACUGUGGACAGGUUCUCUGCAGCCCACCCAGUUAUGCGCUGCUCCCAGUCUGCCCUCAACAGCACCCUGUUUGCCUGGCAUACCCAUUUCUUACAGCUGUUGGAUGAUAUCAAGAAGCAGUUUGAAACUCAGCUUCUACAAGCACACUCUACCUAUCUGCUGUACCUCCUGCUGUAUAUUAGUGCUAUUGGCACUCUGCUAUAUUACCUGGCAGAUAACAUGAUCAAGAAAAGCAAGCUCACUCCCAGGAGGAUUAAAGUGUGGGUUCUUUUGCUUGUUGCCACGGCAUCCUGGACUUUACUGAUGCUGCGUCUGCUGGUAUCAUAUCAGCGGCUGGAACAGUCCAUAGAGGAGACAGUCCGCAAGCUUCUUGAUGAGCUGGUUCACCUUGCAACGUUGGACUUAAAUCUGAAGAUGUACCACAAUGUUGCCACCUACUGGAAGGAGCGUUGUCUGCCACCUCUAAGUAGAGGUACCCUGAGUGUGUUUGGCAUGAUGCCGGUGAGGGAGGUGUUCUACUAUCUGCACUACUACAGUGUGCCUGUCCUGACGGCCCUGUGUACCCCGAUCCUGCAGCUUCUGCUGGCUUUGAAGGAAAUGUAUAUGGGUCCAGUCAAAGCUUAUCCUAGGAGUAGAUUAAAGGGGAGCUAGCCAUGAUUGUUUCUCUAUGGCCAUGAAUUCAUUCAGCAUGCCAGUCAGAUAAAUUAACAGGAAAUGCUAUUUAAUGUCCAGAUUUGAAGAUUGUUUUCUUACAGAUUGAAGGAGAAUGCUUGAACUAAACUUGAGAACACAACAUAAUGGUUUCACAAAAAUGUUAUUGUGUCAUAUGGAUGAUUUUGUGGGUUUAGGUUACAUUAUACUUUGCAAAUCUGAUUAUUACCACAGUUAAAACCUGAAUGUUGAAAUACUAUACAUAUUAAACUAUCCUGAUAUUUGUCCUUGUUUUUAUUUA